Molecule: messenger RNA, 1711 nt
Organism: Thamnophis elegans (Western terrestrial garter snake)
Lineage: Eukaryota; Metazoa; Chordata; Lepidosauria; Squamata; Natricidae
Product: ubiquitin-conjugating enzyme E2 E2
Exons: 6
Coding region: 354-959 (201 amino acids)
Biological process (GO): protein polyubiquitination
Cellular component (GO): nucleus
Molecular function (GO): ubiquitin conjugating enzyme activity
Source: RefSeq, a predicted model, not a curated record
CUCGCGCCGUCGUUCUGCCCUGCCCGCGAGCUCAGGCGCGCCCCCGCCUGGUCCUUUCCCCCCCUCCGCCCCCGCUCCAAGGCUAACUCUUGGCUUAAUUGAACCAUUCGGGAACGCGCUUCGCGCUGCGGGUUUACUUUUCUUCAGGCGACGGCGAAAGCGUAGCUUGGGAACUCAUCGUCGAGGGUGGGUGGAAGAGUGGUGGGCGCGUAUAUGUUUUCCGUGGCCGGCCGUUAAGAGGCAUUCCUCACCCCCUACUGGGCGCUUCUUCCCUUGGAUAAGGAUCGGGACGCAGAGCACCGAAGUUGGAGAGUGAAAGACCUGCGUCUGUCCCUCCUCCUACAGAAUAUAAGAUGACUACUGAAGGGCAAAGAGUUGAUGAUAGCCCAAGUACCAGUGGAGGCAGCUCUGAUGGAGAUCAGCGAGAAAGUAUUCAACAGGAUCAGGAAAGAGAACAAAUUCAACCUAAGAAAAAAGAAGGCAAAAUCUCUAGCAAAACAGCAGCUAAACUUUCAACCAGUGCUAAAAGGAUUCAGAAGGAGCUUGCAGAAAUUACAUUAGACCCUCCUCCAAACUGUAGUGCUGGACCAAAGGGAGACAAUAUUUAUGAAUGGAGAUCAACUAUACUUGGCCCUCCAGGUUCUGUAUAUGAAGGAGGAGUUUUUUUCCUUGAUAUCAUGUUCUCUCCAGACUAUCCAUUUAAACCACCAAAGGUUACAUUUCGGACAAGAAUUUAUCAUUGUAAUAUUAAUAGCCAAGGAAUAAUUUGCUUGGACAUUUUAAAAGACAACUGGAGCCCAGCAUUAACAAUAUCCAAAGUCCUUCUCUCCAUCUGUUCACUUCUUACAGACUGCAAUCCUGCUGAUCCCCUAGUUGGAAGUAUUGCUACUCAAUAUAUAACAAAUAGGGCGGAGCAUGACAGAAUGGCCAGACAGUGGACCAAGAGAUAUGCAACAUAGGAAACUGCUGAAGAAUAUGCUGGACCUGUACAAGCACAUUCACUAAGUGCAUCAGUAACCCUCCUGUUUAAUUUUUAUUAAAUUUUGAAAUAUUUUGUGAUAGAGUUGAUUAUACUUCUCCUCUCCCUUUUAUUAUUUUACUUUUCUGCUUAAUUUGAAAAGUGUAUCUUUUUAAUAGAGAUUUGGAAUUUGGGUUACAGUGCAAGGAAUGUUGAACCUAUAAUAAUAUAGAGCUGCAGUCCCCAAUCUUUCCAGCUCUGCGGACCGGCAGUUAGGGUGGGAAAGGGAAUGGAUUUAUAUGUGUACGCAUUGAUUGUGCAAAUGCAGCUUUAUAUGCUCAUGCACUUGUCCACCACUUUCGUGGCCUGGUUCCCAACAGCUGACAGCCCAGCAGCAAGCUGGGGGUUAGGGACCCCUGGUGUAGAGCUUUGUCACAAAGCUUUAUAGCAAUGUAUUUUUUUUCUUUUGUGUGUUUCAGAAAAUCAAGCACGUUCAAAACUACAUAUUAUUUCUACUUAAAUGUAGUAUUUAGGAGAUUUUUUCAUAGAAGUCUUUAAGGGGGGGGUGCAUGUUACUGGGAACAGGUUCUCUAUAAAAAGCAUAAAAUCAAGAAUCACUGUGAAUUAUUAACACUAUGUUUUAACACAAAGCUACUGGUUUGAACCACAGAUAUGUAUGUUGAUUUAAUUAUAUAUAAAAAGUGUUUGUAAAUUUCUUAGGGACCUUUCACUUUUGAUUAUAGAUUAGUUGAU